UCAGGUUUGGAACGACAUGAGGGUGGGGAUGUCAUAUGGAGCUGUGCAGAGACAGACAGGGACAAUGAGACAUCGGUUUGAUAGCUGACUUGAGCGUGCAUUCUGGCUGAAAUGGAGGACACAGAGGUCCGACAACAGAAGCUGGACAAUCAGCAUUCGCUUUUAAUCAAGAAACAACAAAGAAGAAGGGCAGAUGCCCGGAUGAUCACAGCGAAUCAUGACAUCCGUCCCAAGACUCGCAAACAGAAAGCUGAGUCUGACGAUACAGCUUUAUUGAUAAGCCAAUCUCAGAGCAACAUUUCCCUCAGUGACACACAGCCUGAGCAGAUUUACGAAAACACGGUGGAAGAGAUUUGUUUAGGAGAGCUGACCAUUUCAUCCAGGACAGAAGAGGCUUCUGAAGAGGUUGCUCAAUCUGUUCCGGUCAUCACUAAGAGAAUCGAUCUAGAGAUCAGUCCACAGCACAGUGCUAAAUGCACUUUAGACACAGAAGGCCAGGCAGAUGGAAAGAAAACUAAGAAGAAGGGUGUUAAAAAAGGGCAAACAAAAUUACUUGAGGCCAAACCUGCAUUAGACGUGGAGGAAAAUGAGGGGAAAGAGAAAAAAACAGUGAAGAAGAAGGCUAAGACAAACAAAUCUAAGGAGAAAGUGAAGACAGAGGAACAGUCUUCAAUUCAGACCGAUUCAGUUGUGGAAAUCAACAUUAAUGAAGAGAAAAAACCUGAACCAGAGAGCGAGGAUGAAACAAAAGACUGGACAAAGAGCCCCGUCCCUCCAACACCAAAGAAAAAACAACAUCCCAAACCAAUGAGAUGUCAUCUCAGUGACAGUGAGGAAGAAAAAGAGGACAAAGAGGAGGAGGACAAAAAGAGGGAAGCUAAAAAUACAUCAAAGAAGUCUAAAAAAGGAGCAAAAAAUGAUGACACUAUUGCUUCUUUAAACUCAAACUAUAAGGAGCCUUCCUCUGAUAGUGAAUCUUUGGACAUGGGAAAAUCCUCUCCGAUGUCUUUGGAGGAUCUGGAACAGUUUGCCAUGUGUCCUGCUCCAAGAGAUGUGACUAUUCAGUGCAGGAUCACCAGAGACAGGAGGGGAGUGGAGAAAGGCAUCUUUCCCACAUAUUACCUCCAUAUGGAAAAGGAGGAUGGGAAAAGGGUCUUUCUGAUGGCUGGCAGGAAAAGAAAGAAGUGCACAACCUCGAAUUAUUUGAUAUCAAUCGAUCCUACCGAUUUAUCCAGAGAUACUGAGAGCUACAUAGGCAAACUAAGAUCAAAUGUCUUGGGGACUAAAUUCACCGUGUAUGAUAAUGGCGAGAAUCCAGAAAGGAAACCAUUCAUUAAAGAAACGGAUACGCUGCGACAAGAGCUAGCAGCAAUAUGUUAUGAGAAAAAUGUUUUGGGUUUCAAAGGACCUAGAAAAAUGACAGUAAUUAUUCCUGGUAUGCAUGAGAAUGAUGAGAGAGUUGUUAUUCAACCAAAAAGUGAGCUGGAGUCUCUGCUCACCCGAUAUGAGAAUGGAAACAAAGAGAAUCUUGUCACCCUUGUAAAUAAAUCACCCAGCUGGAAUGAGCAAACUCAGUCAUAUGUGCUGAAUUUUCAUGGCCGAGUUACUCAGGCAUCUGUGAAAAACUUUCAAAUUGUCCAUCUAGAUAAUGUGGACUACAUUGUGAUGCAGUUUGGGCGGGUAGCUGAAGAUGUGUUUUCCAUGGACUACAGCUUUCCCAUAUGUGCUCUCCAGGCAUUUGCCAUCACUCUGUCUUCCUUUGAUGGCAAACUGGCUUGUGAAUGAGCGUCAUUCAUCAGUAUUUUCUGUCCUUUCAAAAAGGGAAACUUAGCGUUCAUUUAAGAUUUGAAUGUUCUUGCAGUCAUUUUAAUGAACUUUAGAUUUUUGCUAUUAUCCACAAAUUACAAUGUACAGUAGAUCAUUUAUCAGUUGUACUAAUUAUGAUUCUACAAUUAGACAUGCAUGAAUUUAUUUUGUAUUUA
Molecule: messenger RNA, 1982 nt
Organism: Sinocyclocheilus grahami
Lineage: Eukaryota; Metazoa; Chordata; Actinopteri; Cypriniformes; Cyprinidae
Product: tubby protein homolog
Exons: 14
Coding region: 112-1785 (557 amino acids)
Biological process (GO): protein localization to cilium
Cellular component (GO): cilium
Source: RefSeq, a predicted model, not a curated record